ACGUCACUAACGCGGAAGUGCAGUUUUUUAUGUUGCUUAUCGUUUCUGCGGGAAAUUCGAAAGUAAAAAGAAAGGAGCCAGUUUGUGUCACGACGACCCCAUUUCAUCGAUAUAGUUUGUAGGCGUAGCGUUUCCAGUACGUUUGUGUUUUGUUUCUCUAAGUAGGUAGGCUAAAACAAGAUGUCAAAUCCUGAGCCCGUCUUGCUGGGUCGAAAACGGACCCUGCCCGCCUGCCCGAACCCCCUAUUCCUCAAGUGGCUCACUGAACUAAGGGACGAAGCCAGGGAGAAAGGCCUAAAGAUCCAGUACACUUACCAAAAGGCAAUCAACUCUCUUAAUAAAUAUCCACUUCCUCUUCGGGAUGCCAAAGAGGCCAAGAUACUGCAAAACUUUGGAGAUGGGAUAUGCAAAAUCCUGGACUCUAAACUGCAACAAUACCUCACAGAAAAUGGUCAAGACAGUCCUAUUCAUGCGCUCCCUGAAGGAGUGUCUUCUCCUGGCAGGUCAGACAACAACAAAGCACCUCCCACCAAAAAGAAAAAUGCUAGGGAGAAGGAAGGUGGUGAAAAGAAGAAGAGGGAGUACCUGCCCCAGAAAGGAUCCGGUGGUUACGCUGUCCUGUUGACACUUUAUAGACAGUUGCAGAUGCCAGGCAGUAAAGGCUUCAUGUUCAAGAUGGAGCUGCAGGCCGAAGCACAGCAUCUUUGUAAUAAAUCCUUCGCAGUGCCUGACCUCGGCAGUAAGUACACAGCUUGGUCGUCAGUGGCCACGCUGGUGCAGAGGAACCUGCUGGUAAAGACCCACAGUCCGGCACGAUACUCUCUGACACAGGAAGGUGUGUCUUUAGCACAACGUCUAGACUCUGUUGAACCAGGUUCUAAAGCAGGUCCACAUGUGAUUGGUGAUGAGGAGGAGGAAGGUGGUCCAGCAGUCGUUGACCUCACUGGUAGUGGUGAUGAAGAUGAAGAAGAAGAGGAAAAGGAUAUAAUUCAGCUGACGCAGCCGAUGAACGAGGUGCUCAGCCGUGGAUGCCUCCUACCCGGAACCUAUGACAUUGUCCUGUGUGUCGACUUCAUAGAGACAACAGGCGGCAGCCAUCAUCGAAAACACGAGCUGGUCAAAGAGUUGCAGACGAACGGCGUUCACUUUGACGUCAGGAAGCUCAACGUUGGCGACUUUCUGUGGGUGGCUAGGGAGAAGGUCGCGCCCAUGUCAGCUGCAGGCAGAGAGCUUGUUCUUGAUUUCGUCAUCGAGAGGAAGCGGAUGGACGACCUGUGUGGCAGCAUCAUCGACGGACGCUUUAAGGAACAGAAGUUUCGCCUGAAGAGGUGUGGCCUACGGAAGCCCAUCUACCUGGUGGAGGAACAGGGGAAGGCGGCAGCACACUUGAGCCUUCCUGAAAAGACGCUGCAGCAAGCCAUUGUCAACACGCAGGUGGUGGACGGCUUCUUUGUUAAGAGGGUGCAGGACGUGAGAGAGUCUGCGGCCUAUCUGAGCAUCAUGACACGAUACCUCACCAAAGUGUACCAGAACCGAACGUUAGUCUGCCGCUCCCGAGAGCGAGACGGUGACCCAGACUGUGAUGACGACCCCCGGUCCUGCUCGCUCAUGUCUUUCGCAGAGUUCAACUACGGCGCCAUCAAGAACAAGAGUCAGACGGUGCGAGAAGCCUUUGCCAGACAGCUGAUGCAAGUUAGCGGCUUGUCUGGAGAAAGAGCGGCUGCUAUACUGGAGCAAUACAGUACUCCACACAGUCUCCUGAAAACAUACGACAAAUGCAAAAGCGAAGCUCAGAAAGAAAAACUGCUAUCUACAAUCCAAUACGGGAGGCUGAACAGGAAAUUGGGACCAGCUUUGAGUCGAACUCUGUACCAGUUGUACUGUAGCAAUGGAGCGCUAUACUAGAUUGUUCAAGAUAGAGGAUUUAUGAAAAAGUGUACUGCAAAAUAUCAAAUGGGAUAACCCAAGGAGUCAUGUGAGAUGUUGCAACAGUUUAUUCUCUCAUCCUGACACCAAACAAGCCGGAUGGAAACUAGAGAAUGAAUGAAGAUCAGAAACACGUCGACUCCUUAAAAGUGAAUAGAAAGAAUAUUGUUUCUUUUUUUCUGGUCCCUCACGACAAAUUCACUUAUUUACACACUGGAAUAUAAAAACUUGUCUGACUAUUUAAGUGCAAUUUGUUUCAGUGCACACAGCCUCCAAAGUGGAACCAUCAUGCAAGCAAAGUGAUUGAUUGCAAAGAGCAAACACAACAAGAUGGAACCACAACUUUAUGAAUCCUCCUGUGAGGAUGUCAGUCUGCAUCGCACAAGCGCCAUUUGUAAGCGUUCAACUCCUCUGCUGUGUCAGCUUUAUCUUCACUGUAUUCCAAA
Nerophis ophidion (straightnose pipefish) is the source of this 2372-nucleotide messenger RNA. RefSeq names its product MUS81 structure-specific endonuclease subunit (gene mus81). Gene Ontology annotation, cellular component: nucleus; Holliday junction resolvase complex. NCBI's taxonomy places the organism in Eukaryota, Metazoa, Chordata, Actinopteri, Syngnathiformes, Syngnathidae. The record is from RefSeq and is a predicted model, not a curated record. Gene Ontology annotation, biological process: double-strand break repair via break-induced replication; DNA catabolic process; mitotic intra-S DNA damage checkpoint signaling. Bases 181 to 1905 code for a protein of 574 amino acids. The transcript is spliced from 16 exons. Gene Ontology annotation, molecular function: crossover junction DNA endonuclease activity; 3'-flap endonuclease activity; DNA binding.